Dama dama (fallow deer) is the source of this 3842-nucleotide messenger RNA. RefSeq names its product THO complex subunit 5 (gene THOC5). Lineage: Eukaryota; Metazoa; Chordata; Mammalia; Artiodactyla; Cervidae. The coding region runs from base 636 to 2723 and encodes 695 amino acids. Gene Ontology annotation, biological process: positive regulation of DNA-templated transcription, elongation; mRNA export from nucleus. Gene Ontology annotation, molecular function: mRNA binding. Gene Ontology annotation, cellular component: THO complex part of transcription export complex. The transcript has 22 exons. The record is from RefSeq and is a predicted model, not a curated record.
UAAGAAUCCAGGUUACAGAAGCAAAUUCACAAAUGUCCAGAUCAUGGCACUACUACAUUCUUGUGUUAUCUUGGGCACACGACAAAUUCAUUUGACAAAUACAUGGCAGAGCGCCUACUAGUUGCUGGACAUUGCUUUAGGCACUGGGGACAGAAUGAACGAACCCUUAUUUGAACUUAAGUUCAAAAUGCAAAUCUAUGCCCUUUACAGCCUCGGCUUCCUGGUUUCAGUGGGUAACGUGAGGCGGCUGGCCGGCUGGGACCCGCCUAGACAACCCAAGUACAACCACCACCUUGUCCCCUUACAGCCCGGCCGCCGCCUGAACCACCGGCCGGCUGUGUCGGGAUCCUUCGCGCUCCGCUUCCGGCCUCCGCACAAGACUUCCGGUCGGCCGUUCCUUCCUUCCGCUUCUCUAUGGUGCGCAAGCCACAGAGUCCCCGACGCCGGAAGUGGCACGCUCUCCGGGACGCUUCUGGGUGCUGUGUGGUAUUCAACGUUAUUUACCACUCAGAUACCAUAUAAAGCCCAGCUCCCAGAUCAUCUUCAUUGCCUUCCCCAGUGCAACGCCUGCUGCUUUAAUGUCCACGACCACCCUGGAGGUCUCUGCUGUUCUCUCCUGACUUUACCAAACAACGAUGUCAUCAGAAUCAAGCAAAAAACGAAAGCCCAAAGUGAUCCGAAGUGAUGGAGCACCAGCUGAAGGGAAGCGUACUCGUUCUGACACUGAGCAGGAAGGUAAAUACUACAGUGAGGAGGCUGAGGUGGACCUUCGGGACCCUGGCAGAGACUAUGAGCUGUACAAGUACACGUGCCAGGAGCUGCAGAGGCUCAUGGCCGAGAUUCAGGACCUGAAGAGCAGGGGCGGCAAGGACGCGCAGGCGGUUGAGAUAGAAGAUCGGAGGAUCCAGAGCUGUGUGCAUUUUAUGACUCUGAAGAAGCUUAACCGAUUAGCCCACAUCAGGUUGAAGAAAGGAAGAGAUCAGACCCAUGAGGCCAAGCAGAAAGUGGACGCCUAUCACCUGCAGCUCCAGAACCUGUUGUAUGAGGUGAUGCACCUGCAGAAGGAGAUCACCAAGUGUCUGGAGUUUAAGUCAAAGCACGAAGAAAUCGAUCUGGUCAGCUUAGAGGAGUUUUAUAAGGAGGCUCCUCCAGAUAUCAGCAAGGCGGAAGUCACCAUGGGAGACCCUCACCAGCAAACCCUUGCACGCCUGGACUGGGAGCUGGAGCAGCGGAAAAGGCUGGCGGAGAAGUACCGAGAGUGCCUGUCCAACAAGGAGAAGAUCCUCAAGGAGAUUGAGGUGAAGAAGGAGUACCUGAGCAGCCUCCAGCCUCGUCUCAACAGCAUCAUGCAGGCUUCCCUCCCGGUGCAGGAGUACCUGUUCAUGCCCUUUGACCAGGCUCACAAGCAGUACGAGACAGCCAGACACCUGCCGCCUCCCCUCUAUGUGCUCUUUGUCCAAGCCACUGCGUACGGGCAGGCCUGUGCUCAUAGGAAAUCUUCCCAGCCCCCUAGACAGGAUAAGACGUUGUCUGUGGCGAUCGAAGGCAGCGUGGAUGAGGCCAAGGCUCUCUUCAAGCCUCCCGAGGACUCCCAGGACGAUGAGAGCGACUCGGACGCCGAGGAGGAGCAGACCACGAAACGCCGGCGACCCACACUGGGAGUUCAGCUAGAUGACAAGCGCAAGGAAAUGCUGAAGAGGCACCCGCUGUCUGUUCUGCUGGACCUGAAGUGCAAAGAUGACAGUGUGCUGCACCUGACUUUCUACUACCUCAUGAACCUCAACAUCAUGACGGUGAAAGCCAAAGUGACCACCGCUACGGAGCUGAUCACCCCCAUCAGUGCGGGUGACUUGCUGUCUCCUGACUCAGUCCUGAGCUGCUUGUACCCUGGGGAUCAUGGAAAGAAAACUCCAAAUCCAGCCAAUCAGUAUCAGUUCGAUAAAGUUGGCAUCCUGACUUUGAGGGACUACGUACUUGACCUCGGUCACCCCUACUUGUGGGUGCAGAAGCUGGGUGGCCUCCACUUCCCCAAAGAGCAGCCCCAGCACACUGUGAUCGCAGACCACUCGCUGAGCGCCAGUCACAUGGAGACCACCAUGAAACUGCUGAAGACCAGGGUGCAGUCCCGCCUCGCCCUCCACAAGCAGUUUGCCUCCCUGGAACACGGCAUUGUGCCGGUUACCAGCGACUGCCACUACCUCUUCCCUGCAAAGGUUGUCUCUCGCCUGGUGAAGUGGGUGACGAUUGCCCAUGAGGAUUACACGGAGCUGCAUUUCACCAAAGACAUCGUGGAGGCGGGACUGGCUGGGGACACCAAUCUCUACUACAUGGCACUCGUGGAGAGGGGCACAGCUAAGCUCCAGGCUGCUGUAGUGCUGAACCCCGGCUACUCCUCCAUCCCACCCAUUUUCCAACUCUGUCUGAACUGGAAAGGGGAGAAAACCAACAACAACGAUGACAAUAUUCGGGCCAUGGAGAGCGAGGUCAACGUGUGCUACAAGGAGCUGUGCGGCCCGCGGCCCGGCCACCAGCUUCUGACCAACCAGCUGCAGCGCCUGUGCGUGCUGCUGGACGUCUACCUGGAGACAGAGAGCCAUGACGACAGCGUGGAGGGGCCCAAGGAGUUUCCCCAGGAGAAGAUGUGUCUGCGGCUUUUCAGGGGUCCCAGCAGGAUGAAGCCGUUUAAAUAUAACCACCCUCAAGGAUUCUUCAGCCACCGUUGACGUCGCGCUCAGCCUGUUUCCCCACAGACCCUAAGUGCUGCGCCUCUGCUUCCGGCUCGGGCGCACACGUGGCUCUUGAUAGUCUCCCAGGACAGGUUUUCUAUUUCUAGCCUAUUAAAAUGUCACCUGACCAAGCGGCCUUUGUCUGCGGCUCCUUGGGGGAGGCAGUUGGGAGCAAGGCACAGUGUGAACGCGCACGAGUGGAUAGCUUUCCCUGGCUGGCCAAGAAGAGCAGAGUGAGGAUUCCGGCUCUGCAGCAGACCCUCAGUCUUCACGUUUGUCAGCCAAGUCCCUGCUGUUAGCGGGUGGCAGGGGACGCCACAGUCAGCAUAGUAGAAAAAGCAAAAGCUCUUCCCCCGUCCCCUCACUCUGACCCUGUCAGUGUCUCCAGCCGCCAAAUUCCCCUGACUGGUGGAUGUUACAAACAUCUGACAGCGCAAUACGUCCCAGAGAAUAAUUGUGAAUCUCGCAGGGUGUCGUGAAGUUGAUGAGAGUGAUGUCAGAGGGUCUCAGGCAGAGCUGCUGUCCAGUGAUACUCUGGCAGCGUGAGAGCAGGUGACUCCAGAGGAGAGGCUUCACGGUGAGGGCACGCUAGGAACCUCAGAAAAUAAUGGUUUGAUUCUCAGAGGAUUAGGAGAAGUCCUGAGGAAAUAGGUGAAAGUGAAGUCACUUAGUCGUGUCCGACUCUUUGCGACCCGUGGACUGUAGCCCACCAGGCUUCUCCAUCUAUGGGAUUCUCCAGGCAAGAAUACUGGAGUGGGUUGCCAGUUCCUUCUCCAGGGGAUCUUCCCAACCCAGGUCUCCUGCAUUGCAGGCAGACACUUGAACCUCUGAGCCACCAGGGAAGCCAGAGGAAAUAGGUAACACCCUCUAAAAUGUUUUAAAAAACUAUCUCCUUUAUAAUUCUGCAAAAGUCAAACAGAAACAAAGGAUAGCAUAGAGUGUUCUUAAACAGUUUUGUCAGAAAACUUAUGCCCCAUCCCCCCACCAAAAAAUCAGUACUCAACUCCUGGUUUAAGUAAUAAGAUACAAAGAUGUAAAAAAAUACUGAAGCAUUAUUACAGAGUUGCAGGUAUAAAGUUGGCUAAUUAAAAAAUGAAAUAAAGUUUAUUUUUCCAG